Molecule: messenger RNA, 4392 nt
Organism: Trachemys scripta elegans
Lineage: Eukaryota; Metazoa; Chordata; Testudines; Emydidae
Gene: PUSL1
Product: pseudouridine synthase like 1
Exons: 2
Coding region: 2284-3351 (355 amino acids)
Biological process (GO): G protein-coupled receptor signaling pathway; tRNA pseudouridine synthesis
Cellular component (GO): membrane
Molecular function (GO): oxysterol binding; G protein-coupled receptor activity; RNA binding
Source: RefSeq, a predicted model, not a curated record
UUUUUUUUUUUUAAACAAACAGGAUUGGUUUUUGUGACACUUAAACCUCAAGUUUUGCCUAUUUUAUGACUAGGUCUGAUACAGUCAGCAUCAUAUUGUGUGUUAAUUGGCCUGGCUUGUGAAUGGCCCCAAAACCCCAGCCUUCCUUGAGGGAGACUCUGUUUGCAAAGGCCCAUGCCGCAGGCAGCGGAGUACCUGGGAGGUGUUGAGCAUUGACAUCACUGGGAGCUAAAAAACAGACCUAGGUGUGCUGGAGGGGGGCCUGUUUUGCUGUGCAUAUUCUGCAACAGUUCGUCUUUGUGGCAAAAGUUUUAGGCAGAGAGACUGAAGCAGGCGUUAUUCUUAUAUAACAUCAUCUCGCUCUGCCUUUUGCUUUACUACUUCUAAAGCUUUGCGGUGUCUUAUGGCUUGGUUAGUGCAAACUUCAGUCUGUUGUGGUUUUUCCAAAAGAAAGCGAACGUAUCGCUCAGUUAAACACUAGUGCUUGGCCCGGGUCCUGCUGCAAAAAUCAUGUUUGGUGCACAUUGAAGGUGCCUAAUGUCAACUUUAUGAAUUAGCUCCUCGUCCUCAUGUGCCUGUGCUGCAAUUAUUGAGACGGUCAAAUUGUCAGUGACUGUGGGUGGCUAUUUCCCCCCCCUCCCCCAACCUUCCUCUGCAGUGUGUGGAUGCAGGUGACCUGCCAAGAUUAUCAGGGUCUAUUUCACUUACUCAUUUCCCCGCCAUUUACGGCGACUUUGGGCAUCAGUGCAUCUUGGUCCUUCCUAUUCUCUGCCUGUGGCACAAAAUCGAGGUUCCAGAGGGCUGUAAUAGUUGGUUUCCUUUUGGUUGCUGGGUGGCGGUGGCUUGUGAUAUACAGGAAAUGAGACUGAACUCUAAGACCCUGUGACAAGCUCUCUCCUUGACUGCAGAGCUGGUGUUCAGAGCCCUACAGUCAGCUCCUCAAGGUUCGGAGGGUGCUUUUUGUUACUGGGGGGGUUGGACUAGAUACCCGGUAACCUGUUCAGACAAAUGAAAAAUACUUAGUUGCAAGAUUGUGCAGUGUGCAUUAACUCUGACAGGCAGGGUUGGGAGCUGGUGAUGGUGAAGUAUUUCAGCCCUUUACUGUUGCCGGUAGCAGGUUUACCAGUGGACUCACUUCUUCCACCCACUGAAGGAGAGGUAAGAAUUUUCCAUUUUAUUCUCUCCCUUCAUACAUAGCGGGUUGGUUCCUACUCACUUUCUUUGGCUGCACACGGGUGAGUCAGGAGCUGCAUUCUUAGCACUAACAGUGCCACUGGCAGUUCCCAGGAGCCCCGGAAAAUGCCACACAAUCCCUUUCACACAGUCGGGAAGGUGAACGUCGGUAUCUCAGUAGGGGCAGUGCCGACUGAUGUUAUACAACGGCUUCGUGCAUCUGCUUGUGGAGCACUGGACUCACCCUGUCGUUACCAUAGAGACUGGACGUAUUGCAGAACAGUUAAGGGACCAGCUUUCAUGUUGCUUUGGACUCACCUGGGUAUCUGAGCUCCACAUAGAUACAGACACACAGGAAAUUGGACACGAUCAAUCACAUUUAGGCAGCUGUUUCCCUGGAAAGGCGUUAACCAGUGGCCUAACCCUUGCCGCAUCAUUGCCAUUUCUCCUUACCAGGAAAAGCAUUCGUUAAAAUACAAAUAAAAUCACAAGUGAAAUGGAUCGGAUUUAGGCUCAGGCUAAAGUCAAGUACUGGCCCAUGAUUUGGAAGCAUCAGCUAAGGGGGAGGCCUAGGGCUGCGUAGUAGCUCAGGUGCCUGUCGCAGUUGUGAAUGAACAUGGGACUGUGCCUUUCACUUGCUGGCAAAACUGAAACUCAUCUCACUGUAGUUUCACGUGACAUGCUGGGCAUGAUGUGAAAUGUUCUGUUCACCUACCGGCCGAGUCCGAGUAUGAACUGGAACUCUUGGCCGACCUCUGCACUUCCUGUGGUUUCUCGCUGCAGAGCAAGGUGGGAGGGUUUUGCCAUAUGCUUUGCAAGGUGACUUCAUUGUGGUGCUACACUGUCGACAGGCGAGCUCAGCAUCAAGCCUCUGCUUUGUGAAGCAUCUUCAGAGGAUCCAGCGUGUUCGUUGCAUUUUUCGCGUGAGAUAGUGGCCUGGGGCUGGUGGGUUUACCGAGCGUAGAAGCUUUAGCUGCAUUUUAACCAGAGCUGGCUGAUGUAACACCACACCUCGAGUUCUCACCCCAGGACAGAGAGCUCCUGCAGCUUUGGAAAAAAGAGGAUAAUCUAGGCUCUCCCCACAGAACUUGUUCUCCUGCAGCAGAAAGCAUGGCAAACACUUCCUGUACCAUGGCCAGGGGACACUCGAAUGCAACCAUAGUUGAUUGUUGUGUGGAAGCAGACUUCCAGUACCAUCUCUUCACUAUCAUCUACAGCACUGUCUUUGUACUGGGACUGCUAGAAAAUGUCUUGGCUCUUUACCUUUUGACCUGCAAGGUCAAGCACACCUCGCAUUCCUACAUCUACCUCAUCAACUUGGCUGUAGCAGAUACCUUGUUUGUUUGUAUAUUGCCCUUUAAAAUCCAUUACCACCUGAACCAGAACGAUUGGAUCUUUGGAGACAUGGCUUGUAGGAUCACUGGGGCCUUGUACUACAUCAACAUCUACGUCAGCAUUGCCUUCUUCACCUGCAUUUGCAUGGAUCGUUACGUGGCCGUGCUGCACCCCUUCACCUACAUCCGGAUCAAAGUCACCCACUACAGGAUAGUGGUCACCGUCUUUUGGCUCGUUGCUGCAAGCAUCAUGAUCCCGCUUAUCCUUGGGGGGCCCCUUCACAACAAGGGCACAGAGAACAAGACCGCAUGCUUUGAGAACUUCUCGCUGACUAGCUGGACCCAUCGCAUGAUGCCCUACAAUGUCUGUGCCUUGCUGUUUGGCUUUGUCAUCCCGUUUGCCAUCAUCCUCAUCAGCUACCCUCUCAUCGCCAAGAGGAUCGCCCACACCAGACGCAGCAUUCACAAGAAGAAGGCCUUGAGGACCAUCUACCUGAUCCUGCUCAUCUCCAUCCUGUGCUUCCUUCCUUAUCAUCUCACUCACCUACUCCACUUCCUGAUGAGGGUCCAACUCAUCCAAAGUUGCCUGUUUACCAACUUAAUUUACAAAAUGCGCCGGGUCACUUUGGCCCUGGUCAGUUUCAACUGCUGCCUGAACCCCAUCCUAUACUACUUCACAUCUUCCAGCAAGCCAUGGCAUCUCGGCCUCAAGUUCAGAUCCAAAACCAAGGUUUAUACCAUUUGUGACAGAAAAUUCAAUGACUAUCCUUAUAAAAGCAAGCCAACAACAAGACCACCAACACAGCAAUUGAAUGAAUUGCCUUUUUUAAAACAAGGUCAAUAAGUGAUUCACCCAUAGGUUACGGGUUCAAAUCCACCCGAACUUGGAGGAGGAGGAGGAUUCAGGUGAGAUCAGGUGCUGUAUACACAUACUCUUUAGGGCAGGGACUAUGAAUUGAAUUUGUUGGUGGUGUCAGUCCACUUCCUAGGAAACUAGAGUCUGUUACGACCCUCGCCCCCUCCAAAAGUCUGUUAAUUGGCAAGCGUUGGCACAGCAGACUACAUGAAGAUAAAAGACAACACAUUAGCAGAGAUGCCUGUGUUGUGUAUAAAUAGGACUUUAGUUGGGAUCAACAGCUCUGAAAACUGAAGAGUGUCAAGAAUGUAUGGCAAUAUUUCCACUUCAGUGUUACUUAUUAAGCAAUACAAAAAAAAAAAAUCCUUUGUUUGGAAAGUGGUGACAUUAUAGGCUGAUUUCCAAAGUAAACGGAGCAGCUGGCUUUCUGCUAUUUAAAAUCUCUUUGUAGAAUAAGAACAAUUUCAGUCUGUGUAUAGUAUGAAAUAUGAUUUAUUGAUAGUUGACAAAUGAUAUAUGAAUUAUCCAAACUAAUGGACCUGCACCAGUACGGUUUGGUAUACCGACUACUUGACAGUCAUUUCAUCAUCUGCAUCCUUUAACUGCUAUUGAGACAGACUGGUCAAGACUAGCACAAAGGACUGGGACUCAGAGGGCUAGGUUCUAAUCCAGUUGCUUUGCAGGACAUUGAAUAUCUGCCCAUCUAUAAAAUGGGAAUAGCCAAGUACCUCGGUGUUGUCCCUUUCUUUGCUGAACACUGUGAAAGUUAGCUUUGCUUUAUAUCUGAGUGAUGUUCUGCCUAUUGUUCACAGCCAUGUGUGCAUAUGCGGUAAUGGAUAAGUAACUGCUUAAAUAUUGUGCUUAGUUUUAAUCCCUCAGGCCUACUUUUAAGUUCUAACUCCCUAUCAGUGUUCUGUACUGUUAAAGUUGACAGCUGACCUUACGUUCAAUGCAGAAGCAACAAAAUAAUUGAAUCAUUUUGUUCACAAGCUUCAAAAGGUGGCUGAGUGAAUUAAAACGCUGUUAAGA